AUGAGGACAAUGUUCGGCAUGACAUUGGAUUGCACAACUUCGUACAGGGCUUUACAAUAUGCAUUGGAAUAUGUGAGAGGAAACGCCGAAUCUAGGUAUGCGAAGUUGCCUUAUUGUCUUAGAAAAAUAGAGCAGUCAAACUCGGGAAGUGUCGUUGACCUUGUUGUUGAUGACGAGCAUAGGUUUAAGUACCUUUUCCUAUCUUUUGAUGCUUCAAUCCGUGGUUUCAAUUACGUGAGGCGAGUUAUUGUGGUUGAUGGGACCCAUCUCACCGGAAAGUAUGAAAGUGUAUUGCUAGUCGCUUGCGCACAGGAUGUAUUUUCGGAUAGGUGCAGUUCAAUAGCUAAAGCAUGUCGCAAUGUUAUGCCAUGUGCAACACGAGGGAUAUGUUACUACCAUCUCCAACUAAACAUAAUUUCUAAUUUCCGUGGGAAGCAACUGAUGUACUUGGUGAAAGGAGCAGCAGAUGUGCAUACGUAUGAUGAUUACAACCGCUACAUGGCUUCCCUUACCAACGUAAAUCCGGCCCUUGCAGCGUACUUGAAUAAGGCAGAUCCAGCUUUAUGGUCUCGGGUUUACUGUCCAGGAGAUAGAUACAACAUCAAGACUAGCAACAUUGCGGAAUCUAUCAACUCCAUGCUAAAGAAAGCCAAAGGUUAUCCCAUCACAUAUCUCAUUGAGUUUAUUACGAAAAAUUUAGGUAGGUGGUAUUGGAAAAGACGAGAGGAUGCACUUAGUCUGACAACCACUUUUAGCCGGGGUGUUGAGUUCUUAUUGGCCGUAAGGGAGAAUUACGCAGAUAUGAUGACGGUAGAACGCAUUGAUGGCUGGCGUUUCUACGUUAGGGGUGGGCAACGUGACUGUUUGGUUGACUUGGAAGCAAAAUCUUGUUCAUGCGGGGUGUUUGAUGUUGAGAAAAUGCCAUGUUCACAUGCAAUUAAGGCUGUCAAGUCAAGCGGAUGGCAUAUGUCUACCGUAGUCGAAGCUUACUAUAGAAAAGAUUAUGUCUAUGCGUCGUACGCGGCUACCAUCAUGCCCAAUGUCGAGCACCAUCCAAUUGGGCCAGAUAUCCGAUGUAUACCUCCCAUUCCGAAGCAGAAGCCUGGAAGGCAAAAGAAGUCUCGUUGGCUAACAUGGCUAGAACUGUCACGUAAAAAUGGGAGCAAGCCGAGGAAGUCUCAUAAGCAAUAUGCUUGUUCAAAAUGCAGACAGCCUGGACAUACUCGACCUCAUUGUGUAAGUAACAAUCCCACUUGA
Messenger RNA from Camelina sativa (false flax), 1257 nucleotides. The record is from RefSeq and is a predicted model, not a curated record. NCBI's taxonomy places the organism in Eukaryota, Viridiplantae, Streptophyta, Magnoliopsida, Brassicales, Brassicaceae.